Salvelinus namaycush (lake trout) is the source of this 8263-nucleotide messenger RNA. RefSeq names its product titin homolog. Gene Ontology annotation, molecular function: protein-lysine-acetyltransferase activity. The record is from RefSeq and is a predicted model, not a curated record. The coding region runs from base 79 to 5571 and encodes 1830 amino acids. The transcript is spliced from 12 exons. Gene Ontology annotation, biological process: mitotic sister chromatid cohesion. NCBI's taxonomy places the organism in Eukaryota, Metazoa, Chordata, Actinopteri, Salmoniformes, Salmonidae. Gene Ontology annotation, cellular component: chromatin; nucleus.
GUCUCCGGAAGUACAGUACUUUUUUUGGUUCACAGGAAAAGGAAAAAAAAACUGCUGUUAGGAAACAAAACAGCAAAAAUGCCUGCCCCUAAAAGACACAAGUCUUUUCAGGAUCCUCAAGCGAAGAGAAGAAUGGUGGAGCAGAAUGAAGUUGCCAUGCCAUCCAACAAAAUGACACCAGCCUCUGCAUCGUCAAGCAACCCCCAAAGAGAAGCACCUUUGCGAAGAAGGAAUAAGAAAAAGCCCCCUGCAGAACUAAAAGAGGGAAAUAAACCUGCAGGGUCCAGCCUCCAUUCCUCCAAGACAAAAUCCACCCAAAAGGCCAGGACUAGGACCAAGUUCAAUCCACCUGUAAAGAACGCCAAGCUGCUGAAAGCCACAAGUGCCUCCUCAAAGAAUCCCAACUCUAAAGGAACCCUAAAAAGACCAGCCAAGAUCUUCAAAACUGCUUCCACAGAGUCUGAUGAGGAGCUUAUCAGAACUCAUAAACCCCAUUGCAUCAGAAAAUACUCUAAUGGGGAUAGAGGUAAGCGUAAAGGGUCACAGUCUAACCUGAAUGAAGAAGUAUUGCUCUCAGACCCUGUGCAGAGGGAUCACAAUUAUGGUAUACCCUCUGCGUCUUGUGGUAGUCAUUCUGAAAUUGAGGAAAAUAAAAGGAAAAGAGUCAGAGAGUCCACCGGAGGCCCAGAGACCCAGAGAGAUGUGAAGAUGGAAACUCAAAUAUCUUCAGAACCCUUACCUGAACAAUCUGGACAGAUGAAGUGGAGCAUUGAGACACAUGAGGUGCAGGAUAAUUCCAUUACCACCCCAACAGAUGAAGUUAGUGAGAGUUUUGAGACCAAGCCUGACACACAAAUGUAUCCUUCAGCAUCCCCUGAAAAAGCUUUAGACCCUAUCCAUAAGCAGGUGAACCAGAAUAAUUCGAUUACCACCCCAAAAGAUGAAGUUAGUGAGAGUUUUGAGACCAAGACUGACACACAAAUGUAUCCUUCAGCAUCCCCUGAGAAAGCUUCAGACCCUAUCCAUAAGCAGGUGAACCAGAAUAAUUACAUUACCACCCCAACAGAUGAAGUUAGUGAGAGUUUUGAGACCAAGCCUGACACACAAAUGUAUCCUUCAGCAUCCCCUGAGAAAGCUUCAGACCCCAUCCAUAAGCAGGUGAACCAGAAUAAUUCCAUGACUACCCCAACAGAUGAACUUAGUGAGAGUUUUGAGACCAAGCCUGACACAAAAAUGUCUCCUCCAGCAUCCCCUGAAAAAGCUUCAGACCCCAUCCAUAAGCAGGUGAACCAGAAUAAUUCCAUGACUACCCCAACAGAUGAAGUUAGUGAGAGUUUUGAGACCAAGCCUGACACAAAAAUGUCUCCUCCAGCAUCCCCUGAAAAAGCUUCAGACCCCAUCCAUAAGCAGGUGAACCAGAAUAAUUCCACGACUACCCCAACAGAUGAAGUUAUUGAGAGUUUUGAGACCAAGACUGACACAAAAAUGUCUCCUCCAGCAUCCUCUGAAAAAGCUUCAGACCCCAUCCAUAAGCACCAAAGUAGUGAGAAACAUGAGGAGCAGAACGAUUCCGUGACCAUCCCUACAUAUCAAGUUAAUGAGAGUAUAGAGAGCAAGAUUGAUGCAUAUAAGAAGUCUGCAGACCCCAUACCUGAACUACUGAAACAGAGCACUGAGACACAGGAUAUGCAGGAAAAUUCCAUGACCACCCAUACAGAUAAAGUUAAUGAACAUUUACAGGCUAAGGUCGGUGCAAAAAUAUUGUCUCCUCCAGCCAUAGGCUUAGUAGCAUAUAGUAGCAGUAGUGAUUCUGAAUGUGAAAGUGAGGGAAAUGACAGGACGGGAAUCACAGAGUCAAUAGAUGUGAAGAUGAAAACUCAAGCAUCUUCAGAGAAGGCUUCAGACCCUGUCCCUGAACAGGUGAAGGAGAGCAGUGAGACGAGGCAGAUGCAGGAGGAUUCCAUGACCACCCCUACAUAUGAAGUUGCCGAGGAUUCCAUGACCUCCCCUACAUAUGAAGUUACCGAGGAUUCCAUGACCUCCCCUACAUAUGAAGUUACCGAGGAUUCCAUGACCACCCCUAGUGAGAGUGUAGACACCAAGCUUGAUGCAAAUAUAAAGCCUCCAUCUAUAGAAGUAUAUUCAGAGGAGACUUCAGACCCUGUCCCUGAACAGGUGAAUCCUGAACAGGUGAAUCAGCUAUACAUUGAAAUAGAGAAGGUGCAGGAAGAUUCCAUGACCACCCCAACAGAUGAAGUAAGUGAACGUUUAGAUGGCACGCUUGAUGCAGAAAUAAUGUCCCUUCCACCUUUAGAAGCAUCCUCUGAGGAGACCCAUACAUUUGAAGUUAGUGAGAGUGUAGAGACCAAGUGUUCAGAACUUGCACCUGAACAUGUGACACAGAGCACUGAGACACAGGAGAUGCAGGGAGAUUCCGCGCAAGCCCAUGCAGAUCAAGUAAGUGAGAGUGUAGACACCAAGCUUGAUAUCGAAGUAAAUUCUCCUCCACCUGUAGAACUAUCCUCUGAGGAGACUUCAGACAUUGUCUCUGUCUCAGAACAGGUGCUGCAGAGCAGUGAGACACAGGAAGUCCAGGAAGAUUCCAUGACCACCCCUACAGAUGAACUUAGGGAAAGUUUAGGAACAAAGUCGGGUGCUAAAUUAAAUUCUCCACCCCUAGAGGUGCUUUUCAGUGCUCUAAAGGAGUCCAGUCUUUGCAAACAUCCCCUGUCUCAUACGAUGCGCUCAAAUGUCAAAGAGUUUCUGGAAGAAGAGGAUUCUUUAGAAAUCACAAAAAAAGACUGUGACUUUGGUGUAACAGAGAGCAUUGAGUGUACUUUAGACCUGGAGACCCCGAUUAUUGUUGAGGAUAUGGAGAUCGGCCACUGUGUUGUGGAGGUGGUGGGAGAGAAUGGAGAUGAGGUGGAUAGUGAUCUGGAAAUCAUAGACAACUCUGAGAGGCCAGAGAAGACACUUGAGCUAACCAAAGGGUUUGAAGAUGAGUGCAGUGUGGAUAAAAGUGAAGAUGGUAUUGAAAAGAAAAGCACAAGUUCCUCUAACCAAGACAGCACAAAUUGUGGGAAGAAGGAAGCUACUAAAAAAACACAGGGUAGCCUGGAAAAACCCAAGAAACAGCAGAUGAACCCUCAGGCCCGGACCAAAGCCCGACUAGCAGCACUAGCUGAGCAAAAGGCAGCUGCCUCUAAAAAAGCGAGCAGGCAGCUCAACCUCCUGGCCCUAUGUGAAGAAAUAGCAGAUGAUAUCGCCACUGACACAAUGUUAAUAAAGACGAAGGAGGAGGAGGAGCAGGUUGUAACAGUUAAGGCUGAACCCAGCAAGGAGCCAGAAUGCACACCGCCUGUCACACAGGCUGAGACUGUUCCUAUACCUCCAACUCCUGCCGGGCCCGAGGAACCCUCUCCAGCAGUAGAACCCUCCGCUGAGGAGCCUGCUCCAGCCAAGCCCCCAGCUCCAGAGCCACCUCAGAGGCGUUUCUUCAUCAGCCAAGUGACGGUACCCCUCAAAAUCCACGAGAAGAAGAAGCUUACCAGGUUCCAGAGGCUGCGGCAGGUGGAGCUGCAGCGGGAGAAGAAUAUGUCCUGGACCAUGGUGAAGAAGCUCAAGUCCGAUCAGAAGAUGAUUCCAGAGACUGAGACUAAACCUUCCCCUCCAGCAGCAGCACCUGUCCAAGUGACCACACCCCCACCACCCUCAGCCAGUCCAGUAGCACCCACAGUAGCUGCACUCUCCCCAACCAGUCCAGAAGUAACCCCAAAAGUUGAGCCCCCAAAAGUUGAGCCCCCCAAAGUGACCCCCAGUAAGGGACCCACCCUGAGAAAGAGGACGCUUCCAGCAGAACCCCCGCCGAUGCCCAACGGGCUGAAAGCUCAGAAGGCCAAGCCUGUGGUGGAGUAUAAGCCUUACAAAUCCAGGCCCAAGUACUCCUUUGAUGACUUUGAAUGUGAUGACGAGCCGAAACCCACAGUGCAGAAGGCAGCAGUGAGACCUACAGCCGUUCAGAGGGCAGCAGUGAGACCGACACCUACUACCAUUCAGAGGGCAGCAGUGACACAUACUACCAUUCAGAGGGCAGCAGGGAGAACUACACCUACCACCAUUCAGAGGGCAGCAGUGACACCUACACCAGAGGCCGAAAACGGCAAACACGAAGACUCAAAACCUACCGUGCAGAAGCCAGAAAACAGGGGUCAGAAAACAGUAGGACCUACCGCCCUGAAAACAGUAGGACCUACCGCCCUGAAAACAGUAGGACCUACCGCCCUGAAAACAGUAGGACCUACCGCGCCGAAAACAGGACAUAUCACACAGAAAACAGUAGGACCUACCGCGCAGAAUACAGUACCAACUGUACAGAAGGCUGUAGAGAUACCAACCCCUAUGUCCACAAAUGGUAAACAUGAGGACUCCAAACUUACUGUACAGAAUGCAGUAGUACCUACCGUACAGAAGGCAGACAUGCCUAGACCCAGUGUACAGAAGGCAGUGGUGGUACCUAUAUCUUCCCCCAAAAAUGAGCAGAAAGCAGAAGCACCACCUACGGCCAAAACUGGCAAAGAUGAGGAUUCCAUAGCACCAGUGUUCUCCCCUCCCUCUGAAGAGCCCCCAAGAGAUUCUGUUGACAAAGAGCAGUGUGAAGAAAAGCCUACGGUUACUGAGAUAAAACCCGCAUCCCCAGAGGUCAAGACGGAGGACAAGACAACAACAGAGAAUGCCUCUGACUUUGGGGUCGUUCAAUCAGCAGGUAAUGGCAGUCCCCUCUCUGACGAACGUCUGCAGAAAGAAAUCAAGAAACUAAAGGAGACCGACAAAGACGGAAAUCAAGCCAUUAUUGAUGCAGGGCAGAAGCACUUUGGCCCAGUAACCUGCAGUGUGUGUGGGAUGCUGUACUCCGCUGCCAACCCAGAGGAUGAAUCCCAGCAUUUGCUCUUCCACAACCAGUUCACCAGUGCUGUCAGAUAUGUGGGGUGGAAGAAGGAGAGGAUUUUGGGGGAGUACCCCGAUGGCAAGAUCAUCCUUGUCCUUCCAGAUGACCCCAAAUAUGCACUGAAGAAGGUUGAGGAGAUUAGAGAGAUGGUGGACAAUGACCUGGGCUUCCAGCAGGUUGAGACCAAGUGUCCCUCCCAGACUAAAACCUUCCUGUUUAUCUCCAAUGACAAGAAGGUAGCUGGGUGCCUUAUCGCUGAGCACAUUCAGGAGGGCUACAGGGUCAUCGAGGAGGCGGUGCCCGAGGGCUCGGAGGGAGAGAAGGUGAUGUUUGAGCGUCAGAGAGCCUGGUGCUGUUCCACCAACCCAGAGCCAGCCCUCUGUGGCAUCAGCCGCAUCUGGGUCUUCAGCAUGAUGAGACGGAGGGGCAUCGCCUCACGCAUGAUCGAGUGUCUCAGGAACAACUUCAUCUACGGCUCCUACUUGAGCAAGGAGGAGAUCGCUUUCUCCGACCCCACGCCCGACGGGAAGCUCUUUGCUACACACUACUGUGGCACCUCGCAGUUCCUGGUUUAUAACUUUGUCAGUGGAACUCGUUCAGACCAACCAAGCCCUAAUUUGGUGUAACCAUUCGCAUCAAGGUGGAUUUUUGCUGAGGCCAGGUGUGACUCCUCACCAACCAACCAAUCUUGUCGUGGACAUCCUGUCACAAGCACAUUGUGGCUCUUUUAGACUGAACGUUUAGACUCAUCAAAGACUACUGUACUGACUCUUCUGAGGGGAAAUCUUGGUUUUUAAUCUCAGGUUGAAAACAACAAGGUGUUGUUUAAAAGAUUUAAAAUCUCCCUUUAAUCCCUGCAUAGUAUUUUGAGACAAAUAAUAUUUUUAUUUAUGUUUUUUAAAUAAGAAACAAGCUUUUAUUGGCAGUAUUAAAGAGUUUACAUGCAUUAAGCUUGACAGCAAUAGAAAACAAAGAGCAUUUCACAAUUCAUAGUUUAUGAAGAUACACUUCAUUUUACUCAAACGGUUCUAAAACAAUGUCCUGUUCUAAUAAUGCUUUUCAUUCAUGUUGAGCAUCUUAAAACGGUUAGAAGUUGCUAAUAUUAAGAUGAGUUGUCGUGUACACAAGGGGUUGUUCUUACACACUUCCAUGUUCAUCAUCUCUUUACUUUUAAUGAAGGGAUGCGUUGACAACCUGAGGUUCCAUUAUGUGAUACAGAGUUAAUUAUUGUUAAGGUCACUCUCUCAGAAUUUAUCAGAAUGUGGUUGUUUGAUUCUGUUGAGUGAAGUUUUUACUCACCAUUUUCUUCACAUCAUGAUUGUGCUCAGUCUUGCUGCCAUGUGCCCUAAUCAUGUUCAUUAUUAAAAUGGAGAGUCCUAUUUGGGAUAGUUAUCCUCCUUAGGCAGUAAGUAGCAUGGACUAGCAGGAAGAAUAACUGGGGUAAUAAUGGUUGGAUUUCUGUAUGGGGCAUUAUUCUGUAGUGCUUCUAGUCAAGGCUCUUUACCCAAGUUGCCUCAGAAAUAUAUCUAACUGCAGAAAUGUUAAAUGUGAGCUGUGAUAUAAGUGAAUUGGCAAGGCAGUGAGCAAUCGCUCGUUUCUGCCUGUGUAUGUUUGUGCCUACUGUGAAUCAUAAACCUCAACCUGACUGUUAGAUUUCACUGACAGACUGAUCGUACUGUAGACUCCCUCAAAUGUUCUCGUCCAAACUGCCCUUAUUUGAGCCCCCCCUGAAAUCACAAUUUUUAAUAAUUGACCAUUUCUUCUAUUGGCAGAAAGUUUUAUUCACAUUUAGGACCUCAUUGAUAAUACAUUAAGAUUUAAAAGUAAAUCACGUAAUAUGAAUAAUAUAAAUAAUGCCGUUGAAAGGGUUUAAAAGCUCAGGGUUAUUUGGUUUUUGAGGGAGUUGAAAACACCAUCCAUGUCAAAGGUGAUUAUCACAGCAAACCAAGGGACAGUUGCUCAGCCAUCAAAAAGUGUUGCGAGUCAUACAUUUUCUGGUAUCAAUGAUUUAUUCAUCACAUUGCCCUUCAUUUUGAAACAUUUUCUUUUAGAAAUAUUGUGGGUCGUGUAAGACAACACAUUUGAUUUAUAAAGAGCUGUCAUGUAAAUAGUUAUUUAAAAAUAAAAAAAACUAUCCUGCCCUGCUAUGGUUGAAUUGAUUUAAGUUGACGUGUCUCACAGCUCAGUGUUUUGAGCAUGAAUGUAGCAUUCAUAAUGUGAUAACCUUCACAAGUUAAGCUUCAUGGAUACAUAUCACGACUUAGAAUAGGUUGGGUGAUGACGGCUUAUUCUACCACCUAGUGGACAUAGUACAUGCCAACAUGUUUUAUUUGUACCAGUGGUGGCCAGUACAGACAAAGACCAAUGUUACCAUGAAGUUGAGUUGUUUGGCAUCUUAUCAUUCAUGGUGCCUCUAUUUGACAGACAGGUUUCUAUCCGUCUUGCUGUUGAAUGUUCUAAUUAGAGCCAGUCAUUGCCGCCACAGCAUGAAUGGGUGGGUGUUCUAUUACUGUCAAUCCCAUGUAUUAGAGUAGUCAGUCACACAUUUCCCUGUGAGUUUCAUAUCAGCUCUCUGAGACUGGCUGAUGCUAGUACAGAAAAUAAUCGAACUCAAUGGAUCUGACCAGGCCACCGUCUCAACUGAAAGGGAUUUUGUCUAACUUCAAUAUGUUAGUCUAUCUUAAAUCUGGCCACCAUGCUCUCAUUCUGUGUCUUUGUAGAUGGAUUGAUGUAAACACUCUCUCCUGUUAGUGCAUUCCUCGCCUCUCCUGUCACAACACCGGGUCUGCUCCAUGGUUACUUCAGAGAAACAAAAGGACCUUAGAACAACAUGGAUACAUCCUCAGGAGGAGGGCGUGACAAAACACUGAGCUACGUUGAUCCUCAGAGCUGCUCUGAUACUGAUCAGGAAAAAUGCUGGAAACGAAUGGACAUUUAUGACAAAAGAUUUUACAGGCAAGCAGUAAGUCUGAAAAGAUCAAAACCAGGAGGUCAGUCUCCAUUACAGCAUAAUUAAUGACUACUUCCAAACACUAUAGAGAAAAUGAUUUCCUCAAAUGCAGGGUCUGCUGAUGAGCCAUUAAACAUGAACACCCACAAAAUCAGUAUAUUCACAGAAAAUUUAAAUCUACAGUAGAUGAUCCAUUUACAGGUGCAUUUACUAUACUCGUCAGCCUGUGGCUACAAUGACCAAGGAAAAUAGACAAACACAGGGUAGACGAAACAGGUAUAGAUUGUUUUGCUUUAUUGACAUUGUUUUGCUUUAUUGAAACACUCAACAGAACAAUAAAUCACAGCUGCCAGAAAUGUAGAAAGGUC